AUGGCGACUCGAAUCGCCUACGCCUUCAUUCUCCUGGUCAACUCCAUUCUCUCCUGGAUCAUGCUUACCCCCUGGGCAAUCAAGAAGCUUCAGCACCUUACUCUUGAUUAUAUGACCUUCGACUGCGGCGGAGAGGAUCAUCCACAAUGCUACGGAUUCUUCGCCGUUCAGCGCAUUAAUUUUGCCCUGGGUUUAUUCCAUUUGAUCCUCGCAUUCCUUUUGCUGGGCGUCAAGAGCACCCGCGAUGGCAGAGCAGCGAUACAAAAUGGAUACUGGGGACCCAAGAUUAUUGUCUGGUUACUGCUGAUUAUUAUUUCGUUCUUCAUACCGGAGGGAUUCUUCCAAGUAUGGGGUAACUAUUUCGCGUUCGCUGGGGCAAUGCUCUUUGUGCUACUUGGCCUGAUCCUGCUCGUCGAUCUGGCACAUACCUGGGCUGAGCUCUGCCUCCGAAAUAUCGAAAAUGAGGACUCCCGCCUAUGGCGCAGCCUGCUCAUCGGCUCGACACUAGGAAUGUACUUUGCAGCUAUCGCGAUGACGAUCGUUAUGUAUGUCUUCUUCUCUGCAAGUGGCUGUUCCAUGAAUCAGGCCGCCAUCUCUGUCAAUUUGGCGCUCUUGUUGGGCGUCUCCAUAAUCUCGAUACAACCCGCAGUCCAAGAAUCAAACCCGAAGGCGGGUCUAGCACAGGCCGCUAUGGUGGCUGUGUACUGCACGUAUCUUACCAUGUCUGCAGUCAGCAUGGAACCAGACGACAAGAGUUGUAACCCCUUAGUACGUGCUCGUGGCGCUCGUACCGCAACAAUCGUUCUCGGCGCCAUCGUGACAAUGCUCACAAUCGCAUACACAACGACACGAGCAGCCACCCAGGGCUUUGCUCUAGGAUCGAAUGGGGCUCAAAACAGCUACGCGCAGCUACAAGGUGAGGAUUAUGAGCACGGGCUAGUUACCCAACAGCCAUCAACGCGCCGCGAGAUGCGCGCAGAAGCUCUUCGGGCUGCCGUCGAAGCUGGAUCGAUCCCCGCUAGCGCGUUAGACGAGAGCGACGACGAAUCGGACGAUGGACUUGAGGGGAAAGAUGAUGAACGCAACUCGACACAGUACAAUUACUCCUUAUUCCACGCCAUUUUCCUAAUGGCAACGUGCUGGGUUGCUACUUUGCUUACCCAGGGCAUGAAUGGCUAUAAGGACUCGGACUUUGCUCCUGUUGGACGAUCUUAUUGGGCCAGCUGGAUCAAGAUCAUUAGUGCAUGGGUUUGCUACGCGAUCUACGUAUGGUCGUUGGUGGCACCAGUUCUCAUGCCGGAUAGAUUUCGUAACUGA
Messenger RNA from Endocarpon pusillum Z07020, 1317 nucleotides. RefSeq lists its product as uncharacterized. The record is from RefSeq and is a predicted model, not a curated record. Bases 1 to 1317 code for a protein of 438 amino acids. The transcript has a single exon. Gene Ontology annotation, cellular component: membrane. NCBI's taxonomy places the organism in Eukaryota, Fungi, Ascomycota, Eurotiomycetes, Verrucariales, Verrucariaceae.